AUGCCGGAGAAGAAAGUUCAAGAAAAGUUAUCAGCGGUCAUUCAAUGGGUUACCACAAAAAACGGUGAGUAAGUGGGUGAAUCUAAAGUACGCAACAUUUUCCAUAAUGCACUCUGAUUUCUAUUCGAAAUUAACUUUCCAUUGAAGGUGCAUCACCUCGUAGAGACUACAUUCCGACACGUAUUCGGAUGGGAAACGGAGUUGAGAUACCAUUCAUGGGACUGGGAACGGGGGGAGCUCCAAGUUCGGAGAAAGAAGUCGAGUUUGCAUUGCGGACUGCCCUUGAUCUUGGAUAUACUCACAUUGAUACGGCCAGUAUCUACGGAACUGAGGCCAUCGUGGGAAAGGUUGUCAAAGAGUACAUUGACUCGGGAAAACUCAACCGAGAAGAUAUUUUCAUCACUACAAAGGUGAAAAGUUAUCCUUCAUCCGAUUUAUAUCCAUGUUUUUAAAGCUUCCGUGCACCUCGCACGACCGCCCGAGCGUUGAGCAAUCUCUGAGAGCACAAUUGAAAGACCUGCAAAUGGAGUACGUCGACUUGUUUCUGGUUAACACGCCUUGCGGUGUUCGGGUAAAAAGCUUCCCUCUCUCUCUCCCUUGUCUGCUAGUUUUUCGUGUGAAUUGUAGGUUCGUUCGACUCCUCGGGGACUCUCCACAAGCGACGCUUCGUACACAUCGCUUCCGGACACAUGGAAAGGGAUGGAAGACGUAAGAUAAUGAUAGGGUGCACAACGAGAAUUCACGAAAACGGUGGCUCCGUAAGAUUUGACAUUACGUCUGCCAGCUGCAACGAACGGAAACGGAAACGCAAAGUUGUUUGUUUCAGGUGUACAAUCUGAAAUUGGCUCGAUCCAUAGGGAUAUCCAAUUUCAACGUGGAUCAGAUCCAGCGUGUGUAUAGCACGGCCACUGUCAAACCGCACAAUCUUCAGGUUGCACUAGAGCCUUAAUAUCCAAUAUCCAAUUUCCACUUUCAGGUUGAAGUCAACCUCCAUUGGCCGCAAAAAGAAUUCGUGGUUUUGUGCCAAUCACUAAACAUGUCUCUCACCGCUUAUGCUCCAAUUGGAAGUCCUGGUACAAACCAAACACACUUUUGAUUGGGAACAAAUCACCAUUUUUGUAGGUCAGAGAAGACAACUUGGCCUGCGAGAUUUGAGCCCACUCGAGGAGCCGGUUGUUCUCUGGCUCGCUGAAAAGUACAAGAAAUCGCCGGCACAGAUUCUUCUACGUCACCUGACUCAGAGAAACAUAGUAGUGAUUCCGAAGAGCACUGAUGCUCAACGGCUUAGGGACAACUUGGAAAGCAUGAAGUUCUCUCUCACUGAUCAGGACAUGGAAGAGUUGGGACGUGUGAGACCUCGUGCUCGGGUGUACACGUUUAGACACAGGUUGGUUUCAAAAACUGAUAAUAAUGAAGAGUAAAUGAAUUCAUUUCAGACGCACCCACCCAGAGUACCCGUUCUGUGAACUCGACGAUGUCACCCCUUCUGAUGUCUGA
This is a messenger RNA of Caenorhabditis sp. 36 PRJEB53466, 1497 nucleotides long. NCBI's taxonomy places the organism in Eukaryota, Metazoa, Nematoda, Chromadorea, Rhabditida, Rhabditidae. The record is from the annotation of a GenBank genome assembly.